Rubroshorea leprosula is the source of this 1295-nucleotide messenger RNA. NCBI's taxonomy places the organism in Eukaryota, Viridiplantae, Streptophyta, Magnoliopsida, Malvales, Dipterocarpaceae. The record is from the annotation of a GenBank genome assembly.
CAGCCAAACAGAGAGGUAGGUGUUGAAGACUCCGAACAACCGGUCCAAACCAUCACCGGCGGCCGUCUACAGUCUACACAACCGCACUAUUUCAUCGUGCGUCAGGAUGAGUGUUGCUGAUGAAGAUUUAUCACAGUUUGACAUAUCUAAGCAGGAGAUAGACAAGCUUAUUGCAGAAGUAAUUCGCUAUGUACUUUUUAAAACUCACCAAAAUUCUGGAUGCCCAAUUAAGAGGGAGGAACUUACACAACUGGUUACUGCGAACUAUCAACAACGUAAUCUUCCAUCUUACGUUAUAAAUGCUGCUAAGGAAAAGCUUUCAAGCAUUUUUGGUUAUGAACUGAGGGAACUUCAAAGAUCACGCCCUUCAUCAACAAAACAAGGGCGUUCCUCACAAGGUCUUGAUACCAAGUCCUAUGUUAUCAUAAGCCAACUGCCUGCUGAGAUAUACAAGAAAUAUGUGGAGGAUGUGAACACCUCACAUCUCACUGGUUUUGCUUUUGUUGCAAUUAGUAUUGUGCACCUUGCUGGAGGUAAACUUCCAGAAGAAAAUCUCUGGCAUCAUUUGAAACGUAUGGGCUUGUCUGAAGCUGAAGAAAACCACCCAGUCCUUGGAAAUGUCAAGCAGGCAUUGGAGACACUUACCCAGCAAAGAUAUUUGCAGAAGGAGAAGGUUAGUGGUCCUGAAGGGAAUACUGUCUUUUAUGAGCUGGCUGAGAGAGCUAUAGAUGGCCCAGUAAGUGAGAGAAUUAAGCAAUACAUAUCACAGAUUGUGAAGAGAGAUAUGACCGCUGUGGAUGUUUAGUGCUUUAAAUACUUCUAGCUCUUAACUGAGUCAAUUUGGGGAUAUGUUUUGAUGGUUCCAUCACUCUUCCAUGCAUUAUUUGAUUACUGGUUUCCUUUGAGCUAAGGUCAGCCACACUUGUAGUCCUAUUGAUCAUCUAUGCAUAUGAAGUAGAGAAUUUUGAAGUGCUUUGUGGCUUUUCGCUCAAGGGAGAUGGCUUUUAAAGACAAAAAGUGUAGGAAAGUUCCUGCUUUGACCAAGGUUAUAUUCACCGCUGAUCCUGCUUAAAUCUUUGAUUGCUCUUUCUUCUGAAAUAAUCUGUCACAAUUUUAUCAAAACUAGUAUCAUUAUCAGGACUUGCAAUUCCGCAAUUGCAAUGUCACUCAUAUGCCCCUAUAAAGUUUGCAAACUUCAUCGGGAUGUAUACGGCAUACCCUUUUCCAUUCCUGCAAGAUUUUGAAUCAGGUUCUAAAUGCUGAAUGGAACCUCUUAAUACAGUCAAAUCAGCAGG